Molecule: messenger RNA, 495 nt
Organism: Candida tropicalis MYA-3404
Lineage: Eukaryota; Fungi; Ascomycota; Pichiomycetes; Serinales; Debaryomycetaceae
Exons: 1
Coding region: 1-495 (164 amino acids)
Biological process (GO): carbohydrate transport; transmembrane transport
Cellular component (GO): membrane
Molecular function (GO): carbohydrate:proton symporter activity
Source: RefSeq, a predicted model, not a curated record
AUGACUUCUGAAAAAGAAACAUCUUCUAUUAAAUCAAGUGAAUCAUCACAGAAUGAAUCUAAUGGAAAAUCCCUGCAGAUCCAUAAAUUCUUGGGAUUUCAUGGGAGAAAAUUAAACAUUGCCGUUGCUUGUUUUAGUGGUGUUGGAUUUCUCCUUUUUGGAUUUGAUCAACUGUUAAUGGGAAGUUUAUUAACUUUACCUAAUUUUGAAAAAACUUUCCCUUCUAUUCUGGGAAAUACUUUACAUGCAGCUACAUUAACUGGUGCUGUUGUUUCCAUUUAUGAAAUUGGUUGUUUUAUUGGUGCUUUGUUGACGGUUUAUUUUGGUGACAAGCUUGGAAGAAUUAAAUGUAUGUUUAUUGGUUGUAUUAUUGUUAUUAUUGGUGCUGUGCUUCAAACUACAGCUUAUACAGUAACUCAUUUGGCAAUCGCAAGGGUGUUCACAGGGGUAUGUACAAAUCAUGAUGAUUGUUUACAAGAAAACAAGUGUUACUAA